AUGCGGAAAGAGGUCUGCACCAUCGCUUUCCUCCGAGCCGUCUUCUGCGAGUUCUUAGGCACCAUGAUUUUUGUCUUCUUCGGCCUGGGCUCAGCCCUCAAGUGGCCUUCGGCCCUGCCGACUGUCUUCCAGAUCGCCCUGGCUUUCGGCUUGGCCAUCGGCACCAUGGUGCAGGCGUUUGGCCACAUCAGCGGGGGCAACUUCAACCCAGCCGUGACCAUCGCCUUCUUCGUGGGGAACCAGAUCUCCUUUCUCCGGAUGUUGUUUUACAUCGCGGCCCAGCUGGUGGGGGCCAUUGCUGGCGCAGGCAUCCUUUAUGGGGUGACUCCCAGCAAUGCCCGUGGCAACUUGGCUGUCAAUGGGCUCAGCAACAACACGACCGCGGGCCAGGCAGUGGUGGUGGAGAUGAUCCUCACCUUCCAGCUGGUCAUGUGCAUUUUCGCUUCGACCGACGGCCGCCGAAACGACAAUGUGGGCUCCCCCGCUCUGUCCAUCGGUUUGUCUGUCACCUUGGGCCACUUGGUUGGGAUUUAUUUUACGGGCUGCUCUAUGAAUCCUGCCAGGUCUUUUGGGCCUGCUGUUGUCAUGAAACGAUUCACCCCUAUUCACUGGGUCUUCUGGGUAGGCCCCAUCUGCGGAGGGAUCCUGGCCUCUCUGCUUUACAACUACUUCCUCUUGCCCCACUCAAUGAAUAUGAAUGAGCGAGUAGCAAUUGUGAAAGGUACCUAUGAAUCAGAAGAAGAGUGGGAAGAUAAAGAGAAAAGCAUGGAAAUGUCCUCCCCAUGA
Varanus komodoensis (Komodo dragon) is the source of this 786-nucleotide messenger RNA. RefSeq names its product aquaporin 5 (gene AQP5). Gene Ontology annotation, biological process: transmembrane transport. The transcript has 4 exons. The record is from RefSeq and is a predicted model, not a curated record. Bases 1 to 786 code for a protein of 261 amino acids. NCBI's taxonomy places the organism in Eukaryota, Metazoa, Chordata, Lepidosauria, Squamata, Varanidae. Gene Ontology annotation, cellular component: apical plasma membrane; plasma membrane. Gene Ontology annotation, molecular function: water channel activity.